Acanthoscelides obtectus is the source of this 1596-nucleotide messenger RNA. The record is from the annotation of a GenBank genome assembly. Lineage: Eukaryota; Metazoa; Arthropoda; Insecta; Coleoptera; Chrysomelidae.
AUGGCAGCGACGUCGUUGAUAUCGUCAUCUCCGCCGUACGCAGCUGACGCAGAAGCUGCAGCUGAAAAUACGAUAGCGCUCAAUGAAUCCAUAAUGUCAAACAGAGCGCGACUGUUGGUGGAACUAGCUCGAAAUUCAGCAUCUAGUGCAGUAGCCUCUCACCAAGUGCCCAAAGACGAUAACAUUAACAAUUUUGCGACCCAAUUGAACGAUGCAUCAGAUCCUCAAAGAACAGAGAGCAUGGUUCAAGUGUCAGUUCAAGAUCUAUUAGGAAAUGCAGAAUUGGUAGAUAAUCCAAUUUUAACAGUCCUAGAAGUGGCAGAAAUCCCAAAAGAAACAUCGUAUUCCAAAACUGAUGAAAAGUUAUAUUAUUUGGAACAAAACACAGAUUCUGAUAGUGGUAUUGUACCAAUAAUUGACUAUCAGGAAGAAGUUGUAGCAGAUGAAGAAGAGGUCCAUGAUGCAACUUCAGAUACUGAAAGACAUUCAGAACCAGAUCCAUUUCAGGAAAGUGGCAGCGAGUAUCUGCCAACAGAUACUGACUCAGAAAAUAGUUUAGGAAACGAAAACGUUGAAAACCAAGGAGGUGGAAACCAAGAAGAUCGUCGGACACCGGAUGGAAGAACAAAAAAACGUAAGAGUAAAGGGCAAAGAGAUCCAUCGCAAUGGAAACGAGCAAAAAAUUCGCAAGCGAGACUUAAAGGCCAUGCAUACAUGGGAUUUCAGAAAAAUACUGGAGGCAAGUACCAGCAAACAGUCUGUAGAGUUCAGCGCAAAGUAAAGCCGUCAUGUGGGGGACACAAAAAUGACUCUAAGGGACCACAACAAAAAUUUGAAUGUUUGCAAAUUACAAAUGAAAUGCGUAAUCAAAUAUUUCAAUCUUUUUGGGAAAUUAGUUCUUGGGAAGAUAAUCCAGAGUCUACCAAAAAAUAUCACGUAUGCAAGAAAAUGUUUUUAGCCACUUUAGGUAUUGGAGAAAGAUGUGUAAGAGAAUGGGUUUUAAACAAAUGUUUACCAAAUAUGGAGCUAGGUAUUGAACCGGCUUUAGUAGAGCCACCUCAGGAUUCCGAAUGCACAAAAAAUGUUAAUCAAUUCUUAGACAGCUUGCCUAAAGUUGAAUCGCACUACUGUCGAGCAUCCACUAGGAAACUUUAUUUGGAACCCACUUGGAAUAGUUACAGACAUUUGCAUCGUGAGUUUAUUAACUAUUGUGAACGUCAAAACCUAAGAUCUUGUUCUUGGAGACUUUUCUAUAAAACUUUUAAGACAAGAAAUCUUGAAAUUUAUACACCUCGUAAGGACCAGUGCAACACAUGCGUGAAGUUUAAAAAGGGAAAUUUAAGUCAAGCAGAUUACGAUAGUCACGUUGCCAAGAAAGAACAGGCACGGUCAGAAAAAGAGCACGACAAACAAGAAGCUAUCUCAUCAGAGGCAGGAAACUCAAAAUUAGCCAUGGACUAUUCGUACCUGAACCAAGCCGGGUUCGACUCCAGCUGUCUGCAGGGUACAGGCAUGGACCCUGCGGGACUUAACAUGCCGUGCUCUUACGGGGAUCUCACCUCCUGCGGGCAAAUGUCACAGGCUGCUUACAGGUAA